CAACGCUGAAAUUUUGAAUAUUUUAAAUUAACGCGUUCUAAAAAAAUAUUGCGUUUGCGAAGAAGUCUCAUUUCAAACUCGCUAUGCAUUGUGCGAGAGAGCCCCUCUCGCGCUGCUCUCGCCUCUCCGCCUGCCGCUCUAUCAGCAGCGUGCAGAAGAGAGCGCGGCGGUGGGGACGUGGAGCGGGUUGCAUACGCAAAAAUCGGCAACUUUCGGCGGCUCUGUAGGCCGAACCAUGCUAGAUCGCGACUAAUGAACUUCGACACGUUGUUCCUGAAGGUCCUUAUUCAAUGAUGCUCAACCAAUGCCUGUUAUUGACCCAGGAUGGAAUAAUUUUGGAAAACCAUCCUACUUCAACAACCCCGAGGAUCUUAGAGAAAUAGGCAACAAGUCAUUCCGAAGUGGUGACUACAGGCGCGCAAUCUCUGCGUACACCAAGAGUUUGGCCCGAGCACCGGCCGGCAGCGAAUUGCGCGGCCUGGCCUACGCCAACAGGAGCGCCGUCCUGCUCACCCUGGGCUACUAUGAAGAGUGCAUCAGCGAUGCCAAAAUCGCCCUGGAGAACAACUACCCUGAGAAUCUGGCUCAAAAACUGCAAAUGAGAAUGGCGGUUGCUUACAAGGCCUUGGGCAAAGAAGCCGAGGCCAAAGAGAGCUUGCAGGUUGCAGUGAAGCUGAUCAAAGAUCGCAAAUUGAGACCUGAGGUGGAGGAAGCAGUCAUUGAAAGCCUCCGCGAUGAACUGGAAGAUCGUCAUCAGAAACCAACGGUGUCCAGGGUCAGAGUUGAAUACGUCGAGCCACCCAAAUUGCGCUGCGGCCCAAAUCAAAUAGACCUGAAUGUUUCUGCAGCUCUGACUGUGAAGGACAAGGUCUUGAUUGCCAACCGAAGGAUCAAUGUUGGAGACGUAUUGAUCGUUGAACAACCUGCAAUUUUUGAACCCUGCAUCUCUGAUGAUUCAGAUCAUCCCUUUUGGAUCUAUUGCUGGGAAUGCAUGAAGCUUUGCCUUAAUUUGAAGCCUUGCUCAGCUUGCUCAUGGGCAUGUUACUGCAGUGAUGAAUGUGCCUCUGUGGCUUGGAAUAUUUACCACAAAAGCGAGUGUGCUGCUAAGAAGAAAAUCAUGGAAACUCUUGCCACAGAUGAUUCCCGACAAAUCUUUGCCUUGAAUUUCCUUUUUAAGGUUAUUUCAACAUUUGGCUUGGAGAAUUGCAUCAACGCUUAUUUAAAUUCAGUGGGAGAAAUUUCUAAUGAAACGCCCAUGAAUUUGCAGAAGUUCUUACUCCUAGAAAACUGUGACAUGGCAGUUAGAUUUGCAAGAUUACCUUUUUGUAUGGAAGCAAUCAAUUUGAUGGCUGAGAGCUUGGGCACCAGCAGCGAAAGGAAAUGGGCAUUGUUCAGGUUUUUGGAGCGAGCGCUUCAGAUAAUCUUUGGAAACUGGCACAUUGCUGAAGACUUGCGGCUCUUCCAGGCCGGAGAUGAUUUUUACUUUAGCUAUGACAAUAUUGGUUGCAUGGGUUUUGGAAUCUACCACUCCGUCACUUCAAUGAAAUCCAGCUGUGAUCCUAAUGUCAGCUGCGCUCACUACCUGAAGACGAUUGUUGUUAAAGCUGUGAGACCCAUUGAAGCAGGAGAGGAAAUUACCACCUUGAGAGGGAUCCAUUAUUCAACUCAACCAGUUCAAAUGAGACGUAACUGGAAUUCCUUCAAUCUGAGCAAACAAUUUGUGUGCCAUUGUCAAGCCUGCAAUGAGAAUUGGUCUCCUUCAUUCAAUCAGGUGCUUUGCCACAGUUUUGUUGCAAGAAAUCCUGCCUACACAGCUAACAUAGAGGGGCAGUUCAAAUCUAAAAUUAUGAUGACCAUUUCCAACAAACCCAUUGCCCCAAUCUCUGUGUUCACUCCUGAAAACCUUGCCAUUUGCAUCAGUAUCAUGGAGUUGUAUGGAAACAAAAGGAGAGAUGAUUUACAGUUCAACCAUGCCAUGAAAUUUGCGAGGAUGUAUUUUGGAUUUGUGACUAGAAAAUUCUCGCUUAAGGCAGGUGUCGCCUCAAAGUUGCACCACUAUGUACCCGUCAAAAUCCGGGAGGAGCAUCGUCAGUUUUUGUAAUUGUGAAGCCUAAUGGUUCAGUGUUUAGUUGCAUUUCACGUAUUAUCAUUUCGAUUUAAAUUCAUUUCCAAAAAUUAUGCAAAACAUGAUU
Molecule: messenger RNA, 2192 nt
Organism: Neocloeon triangulifer
Lineage: Eukaryota; Metazoa; Arthropoda; Insecta; Ephemeroptera; Baetidae
Exons: 4
Coding region: 305-2101 (598 amino acids)
Molecular function (GO): protein binding
Source: RefSeq, a predicted model, not a curated record